UUAAUUGUCAAAAAGAUGCUUAAAACUGACAAUUCAAAUGUGCAGAUUGCACUGCGAAUAAGGUCGUUAUCGGCCGAAGAUUUGGUAUCGGUGCCCCCAAAAUUACAAAAGAACAUCCUAUCUACUACCCCCUUCGCUCCAAAUCAAGUUGUCGUUCAGGGUGAUAAGAAGAAAACUUUUUCCUUUGAUAGUGUGUUCCCUCCAGAAGUCACUCAGAAGGAAGUGUACGAUCGUUCUGUAAUGAAUUUAAUCAACAAGUUCAUUGAAGGGUAUAACGUGACAAUUGUGGCAUAUGGUCAUUCAUCCUCGGGAAAAUCUCAUACUCUAGGGAUCUCGAAUGGACUCUCUAAUACGCGUGAAUCGAAAGGAAUAAUUCCACGAGCAAUGUCCACUCUGAUUUCGUAUAUCAACUCCGCGCAAUAUAAAAAAAGAAAAUAUGUGAUGCGCGUUUCGUUCGUGGAAAUACACGGCGAGAAGAUCGUUGACCUCCUCGGAGAGGAUGAUGAUAAAGUUAAACCCCAAAUCGUAAUUCGAGAUGAUUCCAAUGGACAGAUACUUUGGAGUGAUCUUCAAGAGAUUAAAGUAAAUAGCCUACAGGAAGCAAUUGGAACUUUAUCACGUGGAAUGUUAAAUCGUAAAGUCAGUUUAUCAAAGACGAACGGACGUUCCCCGCAUAGGCACACAAUCUUUACAGUCACAUUAUCUCAGCAGAAAUUCAUUCCGAUAGACGGAGAUCUCUCAAAUUUACGCAACCUCUCUCCAAAUAUAACGUUGAGCGCGCCGAACAGACAGGCCACCGGUGCCUUGGAGACAAGUAAAAUGUAUGAAGGCAAUUGGGUUACUGUAACAUGCAAAUUAAAUUUUGUGGAUUUGUCAUGGAGAGACAUGGACGUAGACAUCCCCAAAUCCAUGAUCCUUCCAAUAGAUCAUAUGAUCCGUGGUCUAGGUAUGCCCAAAGCAGCAGAUACGCUUCAACUCACCGAUAAUGACCACAAUUUCCCGUCAAUAUUGAAAGAAUAUCUUGGCGGAAAUGCUAGUGUAUUAGUAAUUUCAUGUGUUUCGCCAGCAGCUUUUCAGGUUAAUGAGACCAUCGAAACCUUGGAAUUGACAUCACAAGCGUAUAAUAACAAGUAUUUAAUUUCGAUACAUCAAGAAGUUGGUUGGCAAAAUGUAGAACAUUUACAAGAUCUCGUGUUGAAACUCAAAUCUGAAGUAGAUACGUUAAAAGAGAACGAGGAUACAAAUAAGGACGCUGAAGUAAAACCAAGUUCGCCUAUAACUGAAAAACAGAGGCGCCGAUCUUCUAUACUGGCCAGCAUUUUAUCAAACGAUUCGACUUCUUUGCCAAAUGAGAAAGGCCUCAUAACAAUCAGCGAGAAGAAUAUCUUGCAAGAUGCUAAACCUACCAACGAAGAUCCCGAAGAUCUCACGACCUAUCUGCAAAAAGGGCUUGGUCCAGUGAUCAAAGAGUACGAAAAGUCCUUGUCGGCCCUUGAGAAUCAACUUUCGCACACCCGCGCCGCCCUAGCUCAUUCCGAGAAUACCGUGCGCUUACAAGAGGAUAAGUUACAGGAAGCAGAAAAGAUCAACAACCAAAACAAACAUGUUAUAGAUGAUUUCAAAAACAAGAUUUCCAAACUCAAAGAGCGAGAGGAUACCACUGAAAGUUACAUAAAGGACCUUGAAACUAAACUCGAAUCUGAAAGAGAAUUACACAAGAUGAAAGGUCAAGAGUCAACCAAUAAAUCCAACGAUACUUCGGGAAGAGUAAAAUCGAGUGAUAGUACCAAUAGUAUAAGUCAAGCCAAUUCUAUUGAUAAAAAACUGGAACAGAAUGAGAAUAAAGUUGCGAGUAUGAGUAAAUCUCUAAAAGAACUUCGAAAGCAAUUAGAAGAAAAGGAUCACGAGUAUCGAAAGUUGGAAAAGAAAUUUGAAGUGCAAAGGAAUAACGACGCAAAAGAAAAGAAGGGUCUGGUCGAAGAAAUCGAGAUGCGUGACGCUAUCAUUUCCGAAUUGGAGAAUAAGGUCGAAAAUCUGGCCAAAGAAUCCCAACCAGGAACAAAACCUUCAUCAACUUCUGAAGAUAAAUCGAAAUCUAAGGAUCGUGAUGUUGCUACGAAUGCCGAACUUUUACAGACCAUCGAAGAAUUACGCAGAAAACUUGCCAAGUCCGAGGAAGAUAACAUACAGAAUCAGUCGCUAAUUGAUACUUUGGAGUUCACCCUCAGUGAAAGUGAGGAAAACUUAAACAAACAAUUGGUCGCACUUCGAAAUCGUGAAGACGAACUGGUCAAACAAAUCAAAAGUCUGAAAUCACAG
Messenger RNA from Acaulospora morrowiae, 2319 nucleotides. The record is from the annotation of a GenBank genome assembly. Lineage: Eukaryota; Fungi; Glomeromycota; Glomeromycetes; Diversisporales; Acaulosporaceae.